UUCCGUUGUAAGUUUCCUGCUUUCUGAAGAGAGACAGGGAGCCGAGGGAGGAAACAAACGAGGACUUAUAAAAAAUAUUAAUAAUAAUAAUAAUAAUAAUAAUAAUAAUAAUAAUAAUAUCUUUACUAAAAGCAAGAUAUUAUAUCACCUUCCACAUUGAUGAAGUAAUAUAAUAUAUAAACGCUAAAGAACGUCUGUUUAUAGAUAUAUUAGACUUUUGAACCAAGUUUGGGAAAACCGGAAGCGCUUCAAUAAAAGGGAAUCCGAAGCCGGCCGAAGUUUGUUGUUAAUAUAAUUUAUCGUGAUUGAAAUCGACGGGACGGCAAGGAGAUGGCGAUGGCAGAAACCGAGAAAUUAAACAUCGACUCGAUUAUCAGCAGACUCCUGGAAGUUCAGGGCUCUCGUCCCGGGAAGAACGUGCAGCUUUCGGAGACGGAGAUCCGAGGAUUGUGCCUCAAAUCCCGGGAGAUCUUCCUGAGCCAACCCAUCCUGCUGGAGCUCGAGGCUCCUCUCAAAGUGUGCGGGUGAGGAGUGAUUAUUCAUGGUCAGUAUCAUGACCUCCUGCGUCUCUUUGAGUACGGCGGGUUCCCCCCCGAGAGUAACUACCUGUUCCUGGGGGAUUACGUGGACCGCGGGAAGCAGUCCCUGGAAACCAUCUGCCUCCUGCUGGCCUACAAGGUGAAGUACCCCGAGAACUUCUUCCUGCUGCGCGGGAACCACGAGUGCGCCUCCAUCAACCGCAUCUACGGCUUCUACGAUGAGUGUAAGAGGCGCUACAACAUCAAGCUGUGGAAAACCUUCACUGACUGCUUCAACUGCCUGCACGCAGCCAUCAUCGAUGAGAAGAUCUUCUGCUGCCACGGGGGUCUCUCUCCAGACCUCCAGUCCAUGGAGCAGAUCCGGAGGGUGAUGCGCCCCACGGACGUCCCGGAUCAGGUGCUGUGCGACCUGCUGUGGUCGGACCCCGACAAAGACGUGCAGGGCUGGGGGGAGAACGACAGGGGCGUGUCCUUCACCUUCGGGUCGGAGGUCGUGGCCAAAUUCCUGCACAAGCACGACCUCGAUCUCAUCUGCAGGGCGCACCAGGUCGUGGAGGACGGCUACGAGUUCUUCGCGAAGAGGCAGCUGGUCACCCUCUUCUCCGCACCCAACUACUGCGGCGAGUUCGACAACGCCGGCGCCAUGAUGAGCGUGGACGAGACGCUGAUGUGCUCCUUCCAGAUUUUGAAACCCGCGGACAAAAACAAGCCAAAGUACGGCGGUCAGUUCAGCGGCUAUAACCCGUCGGGCCGGCCGGUCACUCCGCCGCGCAACAGCCCCAAGCCAAAGAAAUGAGCGCUGACCGCCACGGGGCCGCGGAGAGGAGAGGAGGCGCAGGCAGGGCGACUUCCUGUUUGAAAAUCCACGUUUAAAAUCUGCUUCCUGUUCUGAUUCCCCCGUUUCCCUUUUUAAAUGGAUUCCAGCACAGCGUCGUCAAACUGAACAGACAGACAGACAGACAGACAGUCAGACAGACAGACAGAGCCCCACAAUCCUGUUCAGUUUGACGCUACAAUAUAAUCCCUUCUUCUUGGGGUCUGUGUUAGUUUACUACAUUCUGAAAAGAGUUUAGUUUCAUUAAAGCUGCAGACAGACAGACAGACAGACAGACAGACAGAGCCCCACAAUCCUGUUCAGUUUGAUGCUACAAUAUAAUCCCUUCUUCUUGGGGUCUGUGUUAGUUUACUACAUUCUGAAAAGAGUUUAGUUUCAUUAAAGCUGCAGACAGACAGACAGACAGACAGAGCCCCACAAUCCUGUUCAGUUUGACGCUACAAUAUAAUCCCUUCUUCUUGGGGUCUGUGUUAGUUUACUACAUUCUGAAAAGAGUUUAGUUUCAUUAAAGCUGCAGACAGACAGACAGACAGACAGACAGAGCCCCACAAUCCUGUUCAGUUUGACGCUACAAUAUAAUCCCUUCUUCUUGGGGUCUGUGUUAGUUUACUACAUUCUGAAAAGAGUUUAGUUUCAUUAAAGCUGCAGACAGACAGACAGACAGACAGAGCGAGCCCCACGCUGUGCUGGAAUCGAUUUAAAAAAGGGAAACUGGGUGGGGGGGGGGGGGGGGGGAUUUGAACUGGGAGCAGAUUUUCUUUAAAAAAAAGGAAUUUGGAAAUUGAUUUUUAAACAGGAACGGACUCUCCCCCAACCCUGGCCAGAUAAACCCAGGCUGGAUCUGCAGCACGGAAAUAAGACUCUCUCUCUCUCUCUCUCUCUCUCUCUCUCUCUCUCCUCUCUCCUCUCUCCUCUCUCUCUCUCUCUCUCUCUCUCUCUCUCUCUGUGUGUCUGAAGAACUGUCUCCUAGGUCUGUCUCCUCACUCGAUGUCCACACUGUGUGUCCUCUGGUCCUGGUUUCUGUUUUUUGAAAGCGUUGCCCUGCGUGUGCAGCCCAGCCAGGCUGUGCCCAGCACACAGCGGGCAAUGCCAGCGCACUAGAUCACAGCUUUAUAUAGACACCAUGUUGGGUAGCUGCUGUGGUUCUGCGCAGGGUUUUGUAUCUGUGUUGCACAGCGCGGUCCUGCCAGCAUCCCCAGCACCUACCUGAUGUAAAUGAUAAUUUUUUGUAGCGUAUUCUGAUGCACUUUGGUGGGGUAUCUCGUUCUGCAGUCAGUUUUUUUUUUUUUUUUUUUAAAAGGCUGUAUUUGCACAAUGAAUUUUUUGUUUUGGUUUUCAGAUCUAGAUUUUGCACUGUUAAGAAUUUUAAUACUCCUUUUGCAUUUUCGAAUACCAAAAAUAAAUAAAUACAUAAAUAAAUAAAAAUUCAGCUUUAUGACUCUGGGAUCUGUUCGAUUUUUCAGUGUUUCGUAGAAUCGUUUUUUUUAAGGGAAAGUUUUCAAAUGUUUUUCUCUCGUCUGGAGGGAGCCCCCUUUCUCUUAGGGGUGUGAGCGAUGGAGGGAGGGAGCAGUUCAGUCUCCAUGCCUCAAGCCUGCCCUGGACUGGAGGGAGCACCCUUUCUCUUAGGGGUGUGAGCGAUGGAGGGAGGGAGCAGUUCAGUCUCCAUGCCUCAAGCCUGCCCUGGACUGGAGGGAGCCCCCUUUCUUUUAGGGGGGUGAGGGAGGGAGGGAGCAGUUCAGUCUCUGUGCCUAAAGCCUGCCUUGGACUGGAGGGAGCCCCCUUUUUUUAAGGGGGUGAGGGAGGGAGGGAGCAGUUCAGUCUCUGUGACUCAAGCCUGCCCUGGACUGGAGGGAGCCCCCUUUCUUUUAGGGGGGUGAGGGAGGGAGGAAGGGAGCAGUUCAGUCUCCGUGCCUCAAGCCUGCCCUGGACUGGAGGGAGCCCCCUUUCUCUUAGGGGGGUGAGGGAGGUGAGGGAGCAGUUCAGUCUCCGUGCCUCAAGCCUGCCCUGGGCUGGAGGGAGCCCCCUUUCUCUUAGGGGGGUGAGGGAGCAGUUCAGUCUCUGUGCCUCAAGCCUGCCCUGGACUGGAGGGAGCACCCUUUCUCUUAGGGGGGUGAGGGAGCAGUUCAGUCUCUGUGCCUCAAGCCUGCCCUGGACUGGAGGGAGCCCCCUUUCUCUUAGGGGGGGGUGAGGGAGGGAGGGAGCAGUUUAAUAUGUUUUAAUAAAUUCACAUCUGAACGCAAAAAAAGCAUUAAUAUUUGAUUCUGAACCUUCUGAAGUGAAACGAUAGCAUGAGAAGGCGAACGAGUUUUCAAGACAAGUGCGUUGCUCUGCGUGUGUCUCGCUGCUUUCAGACUAGUCAGCAGCUUUAUAACGUGGGUCUGUAUCUUCUAGAUAUAUAUAUAUAAUUUCUCAAUUUAAAAAACGUUGGUUACAACUACCUUUUUAUCUUGAAUCUUUUUUCAAUUAUCAACUUUUUCACCCCCUUUCAUUAGUAAAAGACAAUAAAAACAAUUGUUAUAUAUACUAAAA
This is a messenger RNA of Acipenser ruthenus (sterlet), 3903 nucleotides long. Its product is annotated as serine/threonine-protein phosphatase PP1-alpha catalytic subunit-like. Gene Ontology annotation, cellular component: nucleus; cytoplasm. Gene Ontology annotation, molecular function: protein serine/threonine phosphatase activity. The record is from RefSeq and is a predicted model, not a curated record. Lineage: Eukaryota; Metazoa; Chordata; Actinopteri; Acipenseriformes; Acipenseridae.